CCUGCCGGGGGCAGUGUCCCGGCUCGGCCGCGCGGGGCGGCUCUGGGCGGGCCGGGCUGGGCUGGGCGGCGGCUCCGGAGCGAAGGGACUCGAGGAAACGGAAGCGGCGGCUGCGAUCGCCGCCCCCAGUCCGGGCCAUCCGCGGCGGCCGGGCCCGCGGGCAGAGCCACCCCGCCGGGAGCCGCCUCCGCCGCGCUUGCCUGUGUAAAGUGCUGGACUGACACUCCUGGAUGCUGGAGCCUUCUCUGUCCCUAGAUCAGAAACAUGCAACAUGGCAGCAGCCAUGGAAACUGAACAGCUGGGUCUUGAAAUCUUUGGAACGGCUGAGAGCGAGGAGCAUGCUGAGGUCGAGGAGCAGCCAAAACCGGAACCCUUCUAUGUAGAGAGAUAUUCCUGGAGUCAGCUUAAAAAACUGCUCACAGACACUAGGAAAUACCAUGGCUACAUGGUGGCCAAGGCUCCUCAUGAUUUCAUGUUUGUGAAGAAAAAUGACCCCGAAGGACCCCAUUCAGAUAGGAUCUACUAUCUGGCCAUGUCUGGCGAGAACAGGGAGAACACGCUGUUCUAUUCGGAAAUUCCCAAAACCAUAAACAAAGCUGAAGUCCUGAUGCUUUCCUGGAAACCCCUUUUGGAUCUCUUUCAGGCUUCCCUAGACUACGGGAUGUACUCCCGCGAAGAAGAAUUACUGCGAGAGAGAAAACGCAUUGGGACAGUCGGAAUUGCCUCUUACGAUUAUCACAGAGAAAGCGGCACCUUUCUGUUUCAGGCUGGCAGUGGAAUUUACCACAUAAAAGACGGCGGCCCUCAUGGGUUUACUCAACAGCCCUUAAGACCCAAUUUAGUGGAGACCAGUUGUCCAAACAUACGGAUGGAUCCAAAACUGUGCCCAGCUGAUCCAAACUGGAUUGCAUUUAUCCAUAGCAAUGACAUCUGGAUAUCUAAUAUACUAACCAGAGAAGAAAGGAGGCUAACCUUUGUCCAUAACGAAUUGGCCAACCUAGAAGAGGAUCCCAGAUCUGCUGGGGUAGCUACUUUUGUGCUUCAGGAGGAAUUUGAUAGAUAUACUGGCUACUGGUGGUGUCCGAAUGCUGAGCCAACUGUCACCGGAGGCAAAAUUCUUAGGAUUCUUUAUGAAGAAAAUGAUGAGUCAGAGGUGGAAAUUAUUCACGUCACAUCGCCCAUGCUGGAGACCAGGAGGACGGAUUCCUUUAGAUAUCCCAAAACAGGCACAGCAAAUCCAAAGGUCACUUUCAAGAUGUCUGAAAUAACAGUUGAUGCUGAAGGAAGAAUUGCAGCUGUCUUGGAUAAAGAACUAGUGCAGCCAUUCGAGAUCCUGUUUGAAGGAGUCGAGUAUAUUGCGAGAGCUGGAUGGACUCCAGAAGGAAAAUAUGCCUGGUCCAUCUUGCUGGAUCGCUCCCAAACACGGCUACAGAUAGUGUUGAUCUCCCCUGCAUUAUUUAUCGCAGUAGAAGAUGAUGCUAUGGAAAGACAGAAACUAAUAGACGCUGUGCCUGACUCUGUUACGCCACUUAUUAUUUAUGAAGAAACAACAGACAUCUGGAUAAACAUCCAUGAUAUCUUCCAUGUGUUCCCUCAAACCCGCCAAGAUGAGAUAGAGUUUAUUUUCGCCUCUGAAUGUCAAACGGGGUUCCGGCACCUGUACAAAAUCACCUCGGUUUUGAAGGAGAGCAGAUACAAGCGAUCAUGUGGCGGUCUCCCUGCUCCAAGUGACUUCAAGUGUCCCAUCAAAGAGGAAUUAGCAAUUACCACUGGAGAAUGGGAAGUGCUUGGUAGACAUGGUUCCAAUAUCCGCGUGGAUGAAGCAAAGAAACUGGUGUAUUUUGAAGGCACAAAGGAUUCCCCUUUAGAGCAUCACCUGUACGUCGUUAGCUACGAGAAUCCCGGAGUGGUGAAGCGACUGACGGACCGUAGUUUCUCUCACGCCUGCUCCGUUAGUCAGGACUGUGACAUGUUCAUCAGUAAAUUCAGUAACCAGAAGAACCCGCACUGUGUGUCACUGUACAGGCUGACUGCUUCUGAAGAUGAUGUUGCUCACAGAACGAAGGAAUUCUGGGCCACGAUUCUAGAUUCGGCAGGUCCUUUUCCCGACUAUGUUCCCCCAGAAAUCUUCUCCUUUGAGAGUUCCUCAGGCUUUACGCUGUAUGGCAUGAUGUACAAACCUCACCACCUGCAACCUGGGAAGAAAUACCCCACUGUCCUCUUCAUAUACGGAGGGCCUCAGGUGCAGCUGGUGAACAAUCGGUUUAAAGGAGUCAAGUAUUUUCGCUUGAACACGCUGGCCUCACUGGGUUACGUAGUUGUUGUAAUUGACAACAGGGGGUCCUGCCACCGAGGGCUUAAGUUUGAAGGUGCCUUUAAAUACAAAAUGGGUCAAAUAGAAAUUGACGACCAAGUGGAAGGGCUGCAGUAUUUAGCAUCCCAGUAUGACUUCAUUGAUUUAGACCGAGUUGGCAUUCAUGGCUGGUCCUAUGGAGGAUACCUGUCUCUGAUGGCAUUAAUGCAGAGGUCAGACCUCUUCAGGGUUGCCAUUGCUGGAGCACCAGUCACACUAUGGCUAUUCUAUGACACAGGCUACACAGAGCGUUACAUGGGACACCCUGAUCACAACGAGCAGGGAUAUUAUCUAGGAUCAGUGGCCAUGCAAGCGGAGAAGUUUCCUUCAGAACCGCACCGUCUGUUGCUGCUGCAUGGUUUCUUGGACGAGAAUGUUCACUUUGCACACACAAGUAUAUUGCUGAGUUUUUUAGUGAGGGCUGGAAAACCAUAUGAUUUACAGAUUUACCCUCAGGAAAGACACAGCAUAAGGGUCCCCGAGUCUGGAGAGCAUUAUGAACUCCAUCUACUGCAUUAUCUGCAAGAGAAUCUUGGCUCUCACAUUGCUGCACUGAAGGCAAUGUAAUUGUGACCUCUGUGGAACUCUGAUACACUGGCUGCUUAACCAAAUGAGGAAAUUGAUCUUUAGAGAAAAUCGAACAGAAUGUUGCAUUUUGGUGCCUGCCACAUCUGCACACACGCACACACAGACACUUUUUUUUUUUUUAAGUAAACUAGGUGCCAUACAAGGACACUACAGUACAAUGGCCUAAUAAUUUUUAAAAUGGAAAUAAAAUCAAAUGUCUGUGGCACGCAGCAGUACCAUGCAAAUUCUUUUGGAAGAAGCUGAAAAUUCAGUAACCCAUUUCCACCACACCAUAUCUUCACCAUUUGAAAACAUUGAGCUGUGCAAGUCUAAUUGGUGUAUUUUUUUACAGUGUGUUUCUCAGUUUCUUACAACAAGGUAAUAUUGGAUGAUUCGCUCACGUCAUGGCAAAAAUCUGUCUGGAUGGUUACAACUUGGAUAACAUUUAAAAAUGUAAUGUUGUAAUAGUUUAUGCUUCGUGCAAGGGAUGUCUGGCUCAUUAGGAAUUAGCUGCGUAUUAGACACAUUAUAUAACCAGAUGUUGGAGAUAAUUGUUUUAAAAAAGAAACACUUUUAGCUGCCUCCUGAAGUUGAUAAUUUGGUUUUAACUAAGAUCAGGCCAUUUUUUUCAGUGAGCUCAUCUCUGUGCAGUACAAAUCUUGCUGCUUUUUUCUUUUGUAGUGUGAUAAACAGUUUGCACCUGAUUUCACACAGGAAGGUGGAAAAUGUAUUUUACAAUAACAUGGGCAGAAGAGUUAGCCUUGUAUGCUGAGAAGCAAACUAGUUUUAAGCCAAACAGCUGAAACUUUGUAUAUUUCUCAUAUUUUAAAAAUACAACCUAUUCCCAUGGACUUUCACCCUAUGUGCAUUUUGAGGCUGUUUUCAAAAUACUUUCCUAUCUCAGCAGGUGGGUGUAUAAAUAUUCCCCCACUAAGAUUUUAAAACUCCCAAGUGCAAGUGUCCACUGGGGAGUUGGUAAGAUGGGGGCCUAUCAACACUACAUUGAAGCAAUGCAAAUUGUGUUUUACUAAUUUUUUGUUGUCAUUAUUCUAGCAUUAUUCUCAGAUCAGUGUUGAGAAAGUUUAUUGUCCUAGUCACCCUGCUCCCCUGUAUAUACAUAUACAUACACAGACUCCAUCACCCUUGAGUCGUCUCUAGCACUGCGGUGUAGCAUGGUCCUAUGCUGUCCUCCGAGAGAAACCCUUGUCUGUGUUGCUUAAGGUAAUGCUGCUAGAAGCUAGCACCCUGCAAUAUUAAAAUCACAUUAAAGCACGAUUUUCUUUGCUAGUGUGGUUUUAACUGUGAUAUGGACUUGGCUGAAAAACGUGACGUGUUUGAAAAUACUUCUAACUUUCAAAAUGUUAUUUAAAAUAGAACUCCAUAGUCAAAUUAUUACUUUUAAACCAGAAAACUCUGCCUGGGGUUUCUGUGUUAGCGUCCCAUCAUUUUUAGGUACUUUCUUUUAAAAAACCAAGAACUUUUUCCCUUCUAUUUUGAUGCUACAGAGGGAGAAGCAGAGCAAGGUUCUCUUUUCAUCUUUUGAAAUCUGGAUGCCCUGUGGCUUGUGUUCCUACUUGAAAUACCCCAAAUAUUGUAGCAAUGUGCUUUAAUAACUUUUGUAGGUAUAUGAAUGCUCAGCAGACCCUAGAACUCUAACAUUUAAAACAAUCGGCCCUGACCUUGGUGUUCGUGACACUAGAAUUAAUUGGGAAUAACUCCACUGGAAUCACCUGGAUAUAAGAGCUGUGUAAGAGACAGCAGAAUCUGGUCCAUUGGCUUAUGCUAAAGGUAGUCAAAAUAAACACUUCCUGUAAGCAUACACCUCUUUUUUCCCCCCCAUGCCCUGCACAAUUAUUCUGAAUUGGACUGAUGAUAUUUAAAGUCCUGUAAUUUACACCAUCAGCAUAUGGAAAAUAGGUUUAUAGGUUUUUAUUUUGGGGAACUGGGGGAAUGUAAGGAGCCCAAUACCUACACUGUCUUCUCUAUACCAACAAUAGCUAAUUAUUGUAACUGAAGUGAAUUCCCUUCAGAAAAAGCAGGCGUUUUCAGCCAUCCUAUGGCAUGUGCUGUAGUUAGUAUUUACAGACAAGCUGGUACAUUGAUAAGCUUGAAGAAUAACAAUGUGCCAGUUAGUAUAAAAAAUACAAAUUGGUUACUAUGGUAUCCCACCUGGUUCUUUACGUAUUUAUGCUGUAGUGUAUAUUUACAUGUAUGGAUGGGCACGUCUACACAGCAAAAGAAACACUUGCUGCCCUGGGUUAACAGCCCAGCUGAACUGACUCAGGCUCGUACUGCAGGCUAACACUAGCAGUGCGGACAUUCAGGCUUUGGACUCUGGGACUCGCACCGCAGGUUCUUUUGUUGCUAUGUAGAUGUCCCCUGCAUCGGUCCAUAUAUACGUAUAUGUAUAAAAUAACACGUGGACGGUAUCACAUUUUCCAAGGUUGUUUAUAUUUUGUUCAAUGUUAAAUUAACUGGCGUUUGGGGGUGUAUUUUUGUUCCUCCUCCAGAGAUUCUCUCUUGAAUAUAAAUGUAUAUGAUUCUGAAGUAAAAAUCGAUUCUUUUGUACAAAACGACCUCUAUGGAACAGUGCUUACGGCAAAGGAGGCAUUAAAGGCGAUUCUGGUAAUCAAAUCUAGAUUUUGGUUUAGCACUGAACAUAACAUUGCUUACAUGUAACUUUUUAAUAAUGCAUUCGCUCUUUAUUUUAAAUAUAUCUUAUAUAUAUCUCAGAAAACUAUUAAAGAACCAAGUAUGUACUCUGUUUUGCAACAUAAAUUAUGUUUUCCUUUUCUACAAAAAUAAUUUCCUUUACAGCUCUCAGGCACUUUAAAACUCCAUGUUUUCUUUCCUUGUGGAAAUGCUGGAAGGAUUUACUCUCAGUAUUUCAGAGUUCUGUACAAAGGGUGCUUGCCACAUGUAACGGUAAUGAAAGGUAUAUCCCAUAGGGUCUGAUCCAGCCCCCAUUGAAUUCCUGUUGAUUUAAAGGGGCACGAUCAAGUCCACAGGGAAUGAGCACUGCCUUGUGAAAUACCAAGUGUGAGGCCAUCAGUAACUCUUAAAACUGGAAAUGCUGCUCACUAGAUAAGAAUAUUAUAUCCUGCUUGGUCUCGGUGGGACAAGCCACAGCUAAGUUCAGCAGUUCUGCACCGAUUGCCAACUGUAAGCCAGUCUUUCUAUGCUACGGUAUCAGUCCGGAGUACUGUGUAUGAUGGCAGUGUUACUGCAGUAUCCGUCCGGAGUACUGUGUAUGAUGGCAGUGUUACUGCAGGAUCCGUCCGGAGUACUGUGUAUGAUGGCAGUGUUACUGCAGGAUCAGUCCGGAGUACUGUGUAUGAUGGCAGUGUUACUGCAGUACCAGUCCGGAGUACUGUGUAUGACGGCAGUGUUACUGCAGUAUCCGUCCGGAGUACUGUGUAUGAUGGCAGUGUUACUGCAGCAUUUUGGAUCCUUGGAAUUGCCUAAAUCCAAGUCCAAAAUCUCUGGAUUGGGGAGAUGGCAUUUUCACCCAAGAGGAGUUGCCCAUGAUAUUUUACAUUUGGAUUUAUUUUAAAUUGUUUUUGUUUGUGGACUUACUUCAAAAAUGGCCAAGUUGUAAUGUUACUUUAAAUUUUAAGCAGGGCUAGUGAACUCCCUAGGCAGGAAGUCUGAGAACAGAAUAUUCCAGGGAGGAGACAUCACCACCUUGCUCCACGAAAUAAAUCCCUACCUGGGGAUAAGAAAACGCCCGGCUGGCCCAGGUCAGCUGACUCAGGUUCACGGGGCUUGGGCUCCGUGGCUGAAAAAUUGCUGUGUAGAUGUCGAGGGUCCCAGAGCUUGCGCUCCAGCCUGAGCCCAAACAUCGACAGAGAUUUUUAGCACUGCAAGCCUGACCCAAAUGAGCCCCCAGUUUUUUAUCCAUGUGUAGAUCUACCUCUUGAGUUGAGUGGGGUUACUCCCAGCAAUAACCACUACACCUAGUGGUAUAUGAUAGCAAGAGUGGGCCCUAAGUGUUGAAUGUAAAUCUCUUUCCUACGGUUGCAGGUAUCUUUGCAUCUUACCACCCAAUCCUGUGACUAAUAAAAUUACACAUUUAACUUUUGCUGAAAAACAAUAGAGCAUUUAUGAAAGGCUGGGAUUUGAAGACUGAGGGACUAGUUGUGUUGAAUAGGGAUGCCAGUAAACAGAUCUUUUCUGUCUGUUUUCGAAUAGUGUUCGGUUUGCUUCAGUGGGGACAGAUUCUAUGGUGUAAUGUUUUGAAGUGCUUUCCAUUACUUAAGGAAAUCUUCCUUUUAAUAAAGAAUAGGGCGGAAGGCAGGGAACAUUUUAGAUUGGGGCAAGUAAUCUGCAUUUUUUCCACAUUUCCAAAUAUAUCAUUUGUAUUAAUAUAUAUAUACGACUUCAUUUUAUAAACUCCGUUUACUAUCCAAUAUUAAUUAAACAAUUCAUUCUGAUCAGCAUGUGAAGCUUUGAAAAUAAAUUACCUUAAUUAUACUAAAAUGGAAAAUGUAUUCCCUGCUAAUGGGGGCAUUUGGGAAUAGUGUUAGCAAAGACUUUCCGGAUGGGCUUGACAUGUUGAAGGUUUAACUCUUUAGAACUGUGUAUGUGUGGUGUGUUGCAUCUAGCAAAGAAUCCAGCCGUGACGUUAACUGACAAAAUAGGGUCCUGAGACUUAACCUGUCAGAGUAAAACAAUUGAUUGUGUUUCUUGCUGAUCUGUGUGUUCCAUGUGGAGAGCAGUAUGUUUUGCUGCUAGCAUGACACUGAAUAUUGAGACGGCAAUAACAAGGUGGGGGAAAAUCAGCCAGAUUAGAAUACUGCCUUGAAUUGCCUGUUUACUUGAGUUACCAGACCCCUGUCAAUACACGUACUGUAUCCUCCGGGGUGCUUUGGGCUGCCUUCUGAAAGGACAGGUCUUUUUGUGGUUUUUACUUUGAUGUUCUGCACAGUAGAAGUUCAGGUGUUUAAUUUUAGAACAUGAAGUGCCUGCUGUUUAAGUGUUGACUUGUGUUAACAAAAUUGCAUGUCUCACACCCAGUAGGUUUAUGGGUUUCCCUCCAUUUCUAGCUACAUGGCUUUUAAUCAUGUCAAGUGGAAACAUUAGUUUUGCCGCGUUUUAUUACAAAUCCUUUUUGUUGCAAUAAAGAUGCUGCUAAAUAAAUUGAACUAAAUGUU
Chrysemys picta bellii (western painted turtle) is the source of this 8073-nucleotide messenger RNA. It is a transcript of the gene DPP8, whose product is annotated as dipeptidyl peptidase 8. Gene Ontology annotation, biological process: proteolysis. The record is from RefSeq and is a predicted model, not a curated record. NCBI's taxonomy places the organism in Eukaryota, Metazoa, Chordata, Testudines, Emydidae. Gene Ontology annotation, molecular function: dipeptidyl-peptidase activity; serine-type peptidase activity.